This is a messenger RNA of Beta vulgaris subsp. vulgaris (sugar beet), 725 nucleotides long. RefSeq lists its product as uncharacterized. The coding region runs from base 171 to 680 and encodes 169 amino acids. NCBI's taxonomy places the organism in Eukaryota, Viridiplantae, Streptophyta, Magnoliopsida, Caryophyllales, Amaranthaceae. The transcript has a single exon. The record is from RefSeq and is a predicted model, not a curated record.
AUCACAUUUGGGAACCAAGUUAUUUUCAAGAAAGAGCUAUUCUUGCUCCAACCAAUGAAAUUGCUGAGACGGUUAACGAUCACGUGUUAUCUCAAUUGCCAGGUGAAGAAAGAACUUACUUGAGUUCAGAUGCAAUUUCAGUGGAGGAAGGAAAUUUUGGAAUUCAUGAGAUGUAUUCAACAGAGUUCCUAAAUACAAUUAAAUGCGGAGGAUUACCAAACCAUAGUAUACGACUGAAGGUUGGAGCACCAGUGAUGCUCCUAAGGAAUAUUGAUCAAAGUUCUGGGCUAUGUAAUGGCACAAGAUUGGUCGUUAAGCAUUUAUGCGAUCGCAUUAUAGAGGCUAUUGUGGUAUCUGGUAGUAAUUUGGGCAAUAAGGUCUUCAUUCCACGAAUGACGCUGACUUCGUCAGACUCAACAAAAUUUCCCAUCAAGUUCCAACGGAGACAAUUCCCUUUGGUUGUGUGCUUAAUGACAAUCAAUAAAAGUCAAGGACAAUCACUUUCGCAUGUUGGCCUAUAUCUUCCUCGGUCUGUUUUCAGCUACAGACAAUUUUAUGUGGCCGUAUCAAGAGUUACUAGCAAGAAGGGUUUGAAAAUUUUAAUAGUUGAUAAAGAACGUGGAACAUCAAAUGUUACCACGAACGUAGUGUACAAAGAAGUAUUUCAGAAUGUUGGUUAAAUACUCUUAUUAUUAAUGUUACUCAAUAAUUAAUUUUUAUUUUCA